This is a messenger RNA of Cannabis sativa, 2226 nucleotides long. RefSeq lists its product as uncharacterized. The transcript is spliced from 4 exons. Lineage: Eukaryota; Viridiplantae; Streptophyta; Magnoliopsida; Rosales; Cannabaceae. Bases 1 to 1830 code for a protein of 609 amino acids. Gene Ontology annotation, molecular function: zinc ion binding. The record is from RefSeq and is a predicted model, not a curated record.
AUGGUGUGGAACAAUAUGAUCAUGGAAUCGUAUGACAACAACGCAGCACAGGAAGACUUGCAGCAACCUGGAAACAACACGGCAACAACUUCCAAGCAACAACUAUCUGCGCAGACGAUGGGAUCUGCUGAAGUUGAAACAUUUUUCCUAGAAAUAGGAACAGUGUCAUCAGAAUCAACCAUACAACAACCAGAAAACAACAGAGAAAAAACUACAGCAGUAGAUGAAGAUUUCGACUUCACCGACUAUGCAAAGCUUGUGGCUGCAGAAACGGUACAACAACUCGAAAACAACCAGGAAGAAGAAGAGGAAGUGGACAACACAGAAAUGAUUAUCAUCAAUGACAAACGACAUGAAACAAUAGAAAAAGGGCAAAUUUACAAGGACAAAGAAACAUUGAUAAGUACACUAUGCUACUUUGCAAUCAAGAAGACAUUUCAAUACAAAGUAGUGAAAUCUUGCACAAAAGAAUACAACAUAGUGUGUUUGGACACAAACUGCAAAUGGAGUUUAAAGGCUACAAAAAAUGGAAACACAGAAACAUUCAUAAUAAGGAGCUACGAAGAAGAACACACAUGUGCAGUUACAAUAAGAUUUGGAGAUCAACGACAAGCUACAUCAAAGUUGAUAGCAAAUUUUGUAAAACCAAAAUUCUUGAACCUGAAAACAAAGUUCAGCCCGGCAGACAUAAAGGCAGAAAUGAAAGACAAAUACGGAAUAAAGAUGAAUUACAUGAAAGCAUGGCGUAGUAAAGAGCGAGCACAAACCCAGCUACAUGGAAAUGCUAAAGAGUCGUACAAUCUCUUGCCAAGAUACCUGUACAUGCUACAGAAAACAAAUCCAGGAACAUUAAUUGACAUAGAGAAAGAGGAUGAUGACAGUUUCAAAUAUGCAUUUGUUGCAUUGAAUGCUGCUAUAAAAGGUUGGUCAAACUGCAAACCAAUCAUCGUUGUGGACGGUACAUUCCUAAAGGCCGCGUAUGGAGGCACGUUGCUCACUGCCAACACACAAGAUGCAGAAUCGAAAAUUUUUCCACUAGCAUUUGGAAUAGUUGAUUCUGAGAACGAUAAAUCGUGGGAGUGGUUCUUAAAAAAAAUAAAAGAAGCAUUCGGGGUUCGAGAAUAUCAAUGCCUAAUAUCAGACAGACAUGAAAGCAUCAUCAAAGCAACUAGGAAAGUGUUCCCUGAAAUAACACAUGGCUACUGCAUCUUCCACCUCUUGUCGAACCUCAAAACAAAAUUCAAAAAAAAUGCAAAGCAUUUCAGAGUGCCAUUCUUUGCAGCUGCAAAAGCUUACACAGAAAUGGAGUUUGAAUUCCAUAUGAGGGAGCUAGACAACUUGGAUAAGCGCAUAAGACCGUACCUGGAAAAAAUUGGCCAUGAAAAAUGGUCAAGGUAUCAUUCAGAAAACAACAGGUACUCUACCAUGACAUCAAACAUAGCUGAGGCACUGAACCCAACAAAUUUAGCAGCAAGGGAAACACCAGUCACAACAUUAAUGGAGUGCUUGAGGGCACAAAUGCAAGAGUGGACAUACAAUAAUAGAAAGGAGGCACAAAAAUGCACAACAAGGCUGACACCAUCAUCUGAGAAAAAACUCAUAGGGAACUAUGUACAGUCAUUGCGACUAACAGUGAAACCAGCAAACCAAAACCUGUUUGAGGUGAUAGAUGAAGACAGAACAAGAAUAGUAAACUUGAAGGAGAAGACGUGCACAUGCAAUAGAUUUCAAAAAGAUGAAAUGCCAUGUAACCAUGCAGUCGCCGUCAUGAAGGACUUGAACAUAAACACAUACAACUACUGUGCACAAUACUACACAUCAAAAGCAUGACUGCAAACAUAUGAAGAAACAGUAUACCCAGUUGGAAACGUAAGAGAAUGGGAACUUCCAGAAUUUUUUGAAGACAUCAUAGUGUUGCCUCCAAAGGAAAGAAUCAAGUCUGGAAGGCCGAGGAAAAGAAGAAUGGCAGCAGCUUGGGAAACAAAGAAACAAAACAAGUGUGGCAAGUGUGGACAAAAGGGACAUAACAAAAAGACCUGCAGAAGAAUUACAGCAUAGAAGUAGAAACAACUACACAUCAACCAAAAAAGAACUAUAUUAAAACAUUUAGAAAAACAUACUGCAUAUUACGAUUGGUUGUUACAUAUAUUUUUUAUUGUGAAUUUUUAUGUGGAGAGAUAUUGAUAAUAGAGAAUUGGUAUUAUUAUCAUUAAUAUACAAAGAACA